AAAAAAAUGCGACGUAGUUCGGCACCGUCAAUGAAGCGGCCACUGGAGCGCAGUAAUACAAGCAAUAUUCCGAUUCUACCUACUUCUACAAGUGUAGGGAAAAGUGCUGAGGUAGUCAACCGACUAACACCGGAGCCGGCAUCGAUUGCCGAUGCGGAUCGGCUAAUGAUCUACAAAGUCGUUUGGGGUAAAAUAAGCACGAGAAAACAUAAAACAUGGGAAGGCGACGGAACUUUAGAAGUAACGGGGCGCAGUGCGGUUUUAAAAGAUGAAAAUGGCCGGUUCAUAUCGAAUGCAAGCGGUCUUAAGUUCGCCGAAGUGACCGAAGGCAUUCAGAUGGUGGUUGGGUCCAAAGAGGUGGAAGUGUUGGAAAAAGUACAAGGAAGAUUAAGUUCAACAUCGUCAGAGGUACCGUCAUCACCGUGCAAAAAGUCUCGCAAAGAUGUCCCGAAACAACUUUUUAAACCACCGGAGCAAUUGGCAUACGAUUCUCGAAGUGCUGAGGAAGAAACUGAAACAUCAAGUACCUCGUUUAACCGUGAUCUUAUAAAGGAUCCACUUCAAAAUAGAUCACCCGUUUCUGUGCAAAAAUCAGAAGCAGUUCCAAGAGAAACAAGUUUAGGUGCAAACAGAAAUUUUAAAUCCGUUGUAAGGACGCCGAUGAAAGAAGAUGAUCCGAUCGUGGAACCUUUAGUCAUGAAGAAACCAUCAUUCGAACAUCAAUUUCACAACAAAGCUAGCAACGAAGAGCCAGUAGAGGUUCAAGUCCCAUCGUGUCUCACCAAACAUUUGCGUCCGCAUCAGCGGGAAGGCGUCGCUUUCCUCUAUGAAUGUAUUACUGGGAUUCGGAUGGUGGAUCCACCUGGCUGGGGUGCGAUUUUAGCGGACGAAAUGGGACUCGGAAAAACGUUGCAGUGCAUUGCACUGAUGUACACCCUAAUGAAAUCCGGACCUUACGGGAAACCGCUGGCAAAACGUGUUCUUAUCGUGACACCUAGCAGUUUGGUGGAGAAUUGGGAUCGAGAGAUAAGCAAAUGGUUGCAGAAUGAACGUAUAUUUACAUUCAUAGUGGGUCCGAAUAAUAAGCUAAAGCUAUACGCACAAUCGUCCCACAUUCCGAUACUGAUAAUAUCGUACGAGAUGCUGUCGAAACAGAUCGCCGAACUAUCCACGGUUAAAUUUGAUCUAAUUUUUUGCGACGAAGGCCAUCGAUUGAAAAAUAGUAACGUGAAAGCCUUUGGAGUUCUCAGUCGAAUCGAAUGCAAACGGAGGGUCCUUCUAACGGGUACACCCAUUCAGAACGAUCUGCAGGAAUUCUUUUCUCUGAUCAAUUUUGUCAAUCCGGGCGUUCUCGGUACGUACCAGGACUUUAAAGCACGCUACGAAACCCCGAUCGUAGUAUCACAACGUCCCGGAGUGCUACCGCAAUCGAUCGAGCUGGGCAUAGAGCGAUUGAAUGAACUGAACACCAUAACGGGCCGCUUUGUGCUGCGUCGUACGCAGGAGGUAAUCAACAAGUACCUCCCGGAGAAGCACGAAGCUGUGCUCUUCUGCUAUCCCUCAGAACUGCAGACCAAGUUGACCCGAAGUGCGCUCUCAUUUUAUGAAAAUGAAAAGGGAGCAAACGCUAUCUCGCCACUGCAGUUGAUUACCGUUCUGAAAAAGAUCUGCAACCAUCCUUCCCUCAUGUCGGUGCAGGGAAAGGGGGAUCCGGAAUCGUUGGUUAGUCUGUUAGCGAACCAAUUACCUUCGUGGCAAAGGAUGGGACCAAACGAUUCGGCAAAGCUCGGUAUUGUGGAGGCUUUAUUGGAGUCGUUGCUGUCAAUACAGGAAAAGAUCGUCAUCGUGUCUUAUUUUAGCAAAACGCUCGAUAUGAUAGCGGGCUUGUGUGAACAUUACAAUUACAAGUACUGCCGCUUAGAUGGUUCUACAGCAGGGCCCGACCGGAGCAAGAUCGUCAACGUGUUCAACAAUCCCUCCUCGGACAUCUUCAUCUUUCUGCUCAGUGCUAAAGCCGGUGGGGCUGGUUUGAAUCUAAUCGGUGCCUCCCGAUUGGUACUGUACGAUAACGAUUGGAAUCCAGCCAACGACCUACAGGCAAUGUCCCGCGUGUGGCGUGAUGGUCAACGGAAACCCGUAUUUAUAUACCGAUUGCUGACAGCGUUCUCGAUCGAGGAACGAAUCUUCCAUCGGCAGAUAUCGAAGACUUCGCUCAGUGGGACAGUUGUCGAUCAGAAGCAAAAUCUGAAUAAUUUAAAAUUUUCAGAUGAUGAACUGAAAGACCUGUUUACGUUUACUGACCCAAACCAUGUGGAUGAUUGUUUAACGCACAGUUUACUCGAGUGCCCGUGUGCAGGAAUAGGAAACCCACCGGAGAUUAUUGGGCAUGACAAGGAUACGGAUGGUAGUCCAACGGAAACCAUUGAACCAGAGGCGCAAGAAGAGAGUCGGUAUCGCGUUAGACCACCGAACGUCAGACGGAACAAACCACGCACGAAGUAUGCCCUCAAAAUGCAGGAAUUGAUGCGCUGGGAGCACCAUAGAUCACCGGUGUCGGAGAGUGUCUUGGAACAGCUGGGUUUGUCGCGGUGCACGGAGGAUAUCGUAUUUCUCUUUCGAAACAUUGUUUCAGCGAACAAAUAAAGCACUGCGCUUCGGGUGUCACUUUACCA
This is a messenger RNA of Anopheles coustani, 2672 nucleotides long. RefSeq names its product DNA repair and recombination protein RAD54B-like. The transcript has a single exon. Gene Ontology annotation, cellular component: nucleus. NCBI's taxonomy places the organism in Eukaryota, Metazoa, Arthropoda, Insecta, Diptera, Culicidae. Gene Ontology annotation, molecular function: ATP-dependent chromatin remodeler activity; DNA translocase activity; ATP binding. The record is from RefSeq and is a predicted model, not a curated record. Gene Ontology annotation, biological process: reciprocal meiotic recombination; double-strand break repair via homologous recombination. Bases 7 to 2643 code for a protein of 878 amino acids.